AUGGGAGGUGGCCAUGGGGCAGCGACCGGGGGUUGUUCCCUCUUCGGCUUCCGUAGACGAGGUCGGGCGGACCUUCGUCCGGGGUUUCGGUGCCCCCCCUUCCCCUUCCCCGGGGUCUGGGGGUGACAUUGCACCGCGCCCCUCGUGGGGUUGCGUCGCCGCCCCACACGGACUCCCCCCCAGCGCGCUGCUCCCUUUCGCCUCCCUUGGCCGGGGCUCCCUCCCGCCCCCAGCUGCCCAGUCAUGGGGGCUGCUGUGUUUUUCGGGUGCACCUUCGUCGCGUUCGGCCCAGCGUUCGCUCUUUUCCUGAUCACUGUGGCUGGAGACCCGCUUCGGGUUAUCAUCCUGGUCGCGGGAGCCUUUUUCUGGCUGGUCUCCCUGCUCUUGGCCUCUGUGGUCUGGUUCAUCUUGGUCCAUGUGACAGACCGGUCAGAUGCCCGGCUCCAGUAUGGCCUCCUGAUUUUUGGUGCUGCUGUUUCUGUCCUUCUACAGGAAGUGUUCCGCUUUGCCUACUACAAGCUCCUUAAGAAGGCAGAUGAGGGCUUAGCAUCACUGAGUGAGGACGGAAGAUCGCCCAUCUCCAUCCGUCAGAUGGCUUAUGUUUCUGGUCUGUCCUUCGGUAUCAUCAGUGGUGUCUUCUCUGUUAUCAAUAUUUUGGCCGAUGCCCUUGGGCCAGGUGUGGUUGGGAUCCAUGGCGACUCACCCUAUUACUUCCUGACUUCAGCCUUUCUGACAGCAGCCAUUAUCCUGCUCCAUACCUUUUGGGGAGUUGUAUUCUUUGAUGCCUGUGAGAGGAGACGGUACUGGGCUGUGGGCCUGGUAGUCGGGAGUCACCUGCUGACAUCAGGACUGACAUUCCUGAACCCCUGGUAUGAGGCCAGCCUGCUGCCCAUCUACGCAGUCACUGUUUCCAUGGGGCUCUGGGCGUUCAUCACAGCUGGAGGCUCCCUCCGAAGUAUCCAGCGCAGCCUUUCGUGCCGACGGCAGGAGGACAGUCGGGUGAUGGUGUAUUCUGCCCUGCGCAUCCCACCCGAGGACUGAGGGAACAUGGGGGGGACCCCUGGGCCUGGGGUACCCUCCCGAUCUCCUCGUCCUGUAUUUCUCCAUCUCCAGUUCUGGACAGUGCAGGUUGCCAAGAAAAGGGACCUAGGUUAGCUGUGGCCCGGGUGAUGAAGUUACUAGAGGCUCAAGGGAGAUGAGUUUAGGUCUCCAGUAUCUACUGCCCAGACUGGACAUCUUGGUCUUUUUCUCAGGUCUGAAAAGAACCAUUUUUGGUAUGAUAAAGACCCCAGAAAUGCCUUUUUUUUUUAAAGUCGGGGGAGUGAGGAGGUCUAUUGGGAGCCUCCUAACCUCCUUGGGCUGUAUUUUUGCUCCUGAAACUGCUGAUCAUGGCUCAUUUCUAUCCCAUUUCCCCCUUGGUCCCAGGCCCUGGGGAAAAGGAAGGAAGUGCAUGUUUGGGAACUGGUACCACUGGAACUCAUGUUUUAACGUCCGUGACCAUCAGCACCCCUCCUCUCCCCAAGGUGAAGUGGAGGGUAUUGUGGGGUUGGCCCACUCCAUGGCAGUGCCCCUGGAGGAGUCAGGCUACCAUGGCAUCGCAGGCCAAGCGGGCAGACAUUUUUCUAGUUUUUAACUGGGCUGUGGGAGGGCUGGGAGGGUUUCUACCACUGUACCAUUUUUCUGCCGAGGGUGGGAUGUCCCAUCCUUUUAAUCAAGGUGAUUGUGAUUUUGACUAAUAAAAAGGACUUUAUAAUUGUGGGGGAACUUGGCUUUUAAGAGAGGGGAUAAUGGAUUGAGAUUUCCAGCCCUUGGUGGCUUCUGUCCAUCCUCCUGUCUAGCCUGACAACAGUGUUCACUGAUGGCAGCUUAGGUGUGAUAUCAGAGGCACCGGUGGAACUGAGUUGGCUUUCCCAGAAGUAGAGUGCCCCUGUCCAGGAAGAGGGUACAAGGAGUUAAUCCCCCAGUUUUCUUUUUCUCUAUGUCUGUCUCGGCCACCCAGAGGACAGAGGAACUCUCCCACCCUUGAAAGGCACAAAAGACAACCAGAAGUAAGGUUUUCAAACAUAUAUUGAGCAAAAAA
This is a messenger RNA of Microtus oregoni (creeping vole), 2080 nucleotides long. RefSeq names its product gamma-secretase subunit APH-1A. The record is from RefSeq and is a predicted model, not a curated record. Gene Ontology annotation, biological process: positive regulation of catalytic activity; Notch receptor processing; Notch signaling pathway. Gene Ontology annotation, cellular component: gamma-secretase complex; membrane; endoplasmic reticulum. NCBI's taxonomy places the organism in Eukaryota, Metazoa, Chordata, Mammalia, Rodentia, Cricetidae. The coding region runs from base 244 to 1041 and encodes 265 amino acids. The transcript has 7 exons. Gene Ontology annotation, molecular function: protein-macromolecule adaptor activity.